CUUCAUAGAGAGAGAGAGAGAGAGAGAGAGAGAGAGAGAGAUCGAUCUUCAAAACCUUUUGUUCCUAAGCCAUGGCCCCAUCAGUUGUCGCUCAUGUGAUUUCGGCUUCUUGCUUUGCUUUUUCUUUGGAACCAAAUAAGUUUCUGAUGUUUCCGAUUUCGAAUUUUCGCAAAUCUUCUUGGCCGAGGAAUGACGAUUCUAAAAGAUUGAGGGCAAACUAUGUUUCCGCUUCGUUUUCGAGCUCUUUGAAAACUUAUGACAAACCGAACUCUGUAUCACAUGAGUUCACCAUCAAGAAGCUAAGGAACAUACUUGUGAGUAAAAAUGGAGAGAAUCGGUUUGAGAGUUUGGAGAUGAUCGACGCCAUUCAACGUCUAGGCAUCGACCACCAUUUUAGAUGCGAAAUCGAGGAAAUCUUGGGAACGCUUUACAAGCAAGGUGGUCGAUAUGGAUGCUAUGGUCAUCAUGAUCUUCGUGAAGUCGCUCUUUGCUUUCGAUUGCUGAGACAGGGAGCUCACCACGUCCCGCAAAGUACCUUCGACGUCAUUAGAGAUAAAGACGGGGGAUUUAAAGACGAACUUCAAAACGACAUAAAGGGUUUGUUAGAGCUGUUCGAAGCUUCACAGCUAAGUAUAGAAGGAGAAGAAAUGCUCGAUAACGCCAGAGAGUUUGCGGUUAAUCGCCUUAAAGAACUUUGCUUGACCACAGAGACUGGACAAAGACAAGUCAUAUUGGAUAUUUUGGACCGACCCCUUCAUAAAACCUUGUCAAGACUAACAAACAAAAGAUUCAUAAGCAUGAGUAACAUCGGUGGCGAAAAAGAGUGGUGGCAAUCGCUACAAAGUGUGGCUGAGAUUGAUUUCAAAACGCUGAAGUCAUUGCAUCAAGAGGAAAUAUCUCAAACCUUCAAAUGGUGGAGAGAUCUUGGUUUGGCAAAGAAACUGAGAAAAGCAAGAGACCAGCCAUUAAAAUGGUGCACUUGGUCCAUGGCGAUUCUCCAAGACCGUGGCUUGUCGGACCAAAGGCUUGAUCUAACAAAACCGAUAUCGUUAAUUUAUGUAAUAGAUGACAUUUUCGAUGUCUAUGGGGGAUUAGAAGAGCUCACCAGCUUCACACAUGUUGUCGAGAGAUGGGACUAUGAAGAGCUUGAGAACUUGCUUAGUCAUAUGAGAGUAUGUUUCGAGGCUCUAGACAUGGUGACAGUGGAGAUUAGCCUCAAGGUGUAUCAAAAAUAUGGAUGGAAUCCGAUGGAUUCUCUUCGAAAAUCGUGGGGGAGGCUGUGCAAGGCAUUUUUGGUAGAGGCAAAAUGGUUUGAAAGGGGUUACUUGCCAAGCACGGAAGAGUAUCUUGAGAAUGGGAUGGAGAGUUCAGGCGUCCAUUUGGUGAUGCUUCAUGUUUUCUUCUUGUUGGGUGAAGAAAUCACCAAAGAGAAAGUUGAAUUAAUCGAAAGUAACCCUAAGAUCGUUUCAUCAACGGCUACAAUCCUUAGACUUUGGGAUGAUCUCGGAACUGCCAAGGACGAGAACCAAGAUGGGUUUGAUGGGUCAUACAUAGAGUGUUACAUGAACCAGAAUAAAGGGUCAACGACAGGAGAGGCAAGAACACAUGUUUUCCAAAUGAUAUCUAAGGCUUGGAAGUGCUUGAACGAAGAAUGUCUGAACCCAAAGCCGUUCUCGAGAUCUUCCUUUGCAAAGGCUUGCCUGAAUCUUGCGAGGACCGUGCCUAUGAUGUAUAGCUAUGACGAUCACCAUCGGCUUCCACAUCUUGACGAAUACCUCAAAUAGUUUUGGCCCCAAAAAAGAAAUUGCAAAAAAGGAGGUUAUGAUUGUAAAUUAGUUUGAAAGUCUUGAUCAUCAUUUAUUGGUCCAGCAACAAAUUGUAAUAAUAAUAAUAUGAGAAAAAUUGGUGGCAAGAGGAGUAUUGUAAUAAUAAUAUGAGAAAAA
This is a messenger RNA of Tarenaya hassleriana, 1943 nucleotides long. Its product is annotated as S-(+)-linalool synthase, chloroplastic-like. NCBI's taxonomy places the organism in Eukaryota, Viridiplantae, Streptophyta, Magnoliopsida, Brassicales, Cleomaceae. The transcript has 7 exons. Gene Ontology annotation, molecular function: magnesium ion binding; terpene synthase activity. Gene Ontology annotation, biological process: diterpenoid biosynthetic process. The record is from RefSeq and is a predicted model, not a curated record. The coding region runs from base 72 to 1784 and encodes 570 amino acids.